GGUUUCCUGGCGGAGAAGAUGGCGGCUCCUGGACCGGGGGAGUAUUUUAGCGUCGGGAGCCAUGUCUCCUGCCUCACCUGCUUGGGGCAGCGUCUGCAAGGGGAAGUCGUGGCCUUCGACUACCAGUCCAAGAUGUUGACUUUGAAAUGUGCUUCCUCCAGCGGUAAGCCGAACCUCAGCGACGUUGUCCUGAUUAAUUUAGCCUUUGUUUCGGAAGUGGAUAUAAUAAAUGACCGCACUGAAACUCCUCCUCCUCUAGCAUCACUGAAUGUUAGCAAGCUUGCCAAUCGAGCACGGACAGAAAAAGAAGACAAGUUGUCCCAAGCAUAUGCAAUUAGCGCUGGGGUUUCUGUGGAGGGCCAGCAGCUUUUCCAGACCAUACACAAAACCAUCAAAGACUGUAAAUGGCAAGAGAAGAACAUAAUUGUGAUGGAUGACGUCGUAAUCUCACCACCUUACCAGGUGGAGAACUGCAAAGGCAAAGAGGGAAGCGCUUUAAGUCAUGUACGCAAAAUAGUUGAGAAACAUUUUAGGGACGUGGAAAGCCAGAAGUCCAUGCAGCGUUCACAAGCACAGCAAACACAGAAGGACUCCGCUUUAUCAUCUUGAGCCGGAGGUUCGGCUUGGUGCAGACAAUAACGGCUGUUUAUUUCCAUUGCCAGACAAGGCCAGCGUUCCUCACCCUCAGUGUCUGAGGCUGUGGGGAGGGCUAAGGGUCUUGGGGGUCUGGGAGACCGAAAACAUUUAAGAAAAAGAAAAAGAAAAAUGAGGAAAAGGUUUAAUUCUGAAUUUAGACUUUUUAAAGAUAAUUUAAAGACAAAACAACCACAAAGUUUCCUUGACUAACUUUUCACCCCCCCCCCCCAAACACACACACACACACACACACACACACCUUUUUUCUCCCUCUCAUCUGCCCCUGGUCCUUUAUUCCAUUCCUCCAGAAAGAGAAAGAUAGAGCAGUCAGAAAACUUUGUUAGCUUUAUU
Messenger RNA from Megalops cyprinoides (Indo-Pacific tarpon), 987 nucleotides. RefSeq names its product LSM12 homolog b (gene lsm12b). The transcript has 5 exons. The record is from RefSeq and is a predicted model, not a curated record. Gene Ontology annotation, molecular function: RNA binding. NCBI's taxonomy places the organism in Eukaryota, Metazoa, Chordata, Actinopteri, Elopiformes, Megalopidae. Bases 19 to 609 code for a protein of 196 amino acids.